AUCUAUGGCUUCAUGCGCAAGGUAAACCUGCGAAAUGUAGAUCCUGCGAUCGACGACCCGGACGCGAGCACCUGGUCGCACCCCACGCUCAACAGACACUCACCGCCCGAGGUCGUCGCCAACUUCAAGCGCCGCGUGCCUCCGCGUCUCCCCAAGCCGCGCAAGAGGGACAAUGAGGUCCCCUCAAUUCCCCCUCCGCGUUCUGCAAUCGGUAUGGCUCCAGUCCCGCUCUCGAAUCCUGGCCCACCCUUAUCCCCCAAAGCUCAACAAGGUACCACCCGCGCACGCGGCUUCUCCGCCCCCGGCUCCUUCACACCGCUCAAUCAGCCCGGCGCAGCCGGUUGGGGCACAAGCUACCCUCGAGGCACGCUCCCGCCGCUCACCGUGCCCUCGGACCCUCCG
Messenger RNA from Postia placenta MAD-698-R-SB12, 402 nucleotides. RefSeq lists its product as hypothetical. NCBI's taxonomy places the organism in Eukaryota, Fungi, Basidiomycota, Agaricomycetes, Polyporales, Adustoporiaceae. The transcript is spliced from 2 exons. The annotation marks the transcript as partial. The record is from RefSeq and is a predicted model, not a curated record.